GUGGUGUUGUUUUAUUAUUAUCGUCACCGUCAGUUUAAAUUAGGAUUUCAAUCUAGUUUAUUGUCAGUAGAAUGUUUUAUCUUAAAAAUUUAUUUAAAAAUUGGAAUACAUGGCCUCAGUGGUUUGCAGCUUUUGACAUAUUUUUGAUUGCCCUUGUGGUUGGUCUCGAAAAUGGCUGGACCUCGCCGUCAUUAGCGAAAUUAACAAGUAAUAAUUCAACAUUACCAAUAAAUGAAUAUCAAGCAUCAUGGAUAGCAUCGUUAUUGAAUACAGGACGCGCAUUUGGUGCAAUAAUAGGAUUCAUAAGUACCGAAUACUUAGGAAGUAAAACAUCACUAAUUUAUAAUGCAUUUGUACAUGGCACCGGCAUGAUGUGUCUACUGUAUGCGUACUCAGUUAAUUGGCUCUAUGCGUCACGUUUUAUAGUUGGUCUUGGUUCAGGAAUGUGGUCAAGUAUAUUUCCAAUUUACGUUGGUGAAAUAUCAAGCCCUAAAAUACGUGGCGCAUUAGUAUGUCUUAUAACGAUUGGUAUGCCAAUAGGUUUUGUGUUGGGCAAUAUUAUUGGUGCUUACACAGACAUGUGGUUAUUUGGUACAAUCAGUUUGAUACCUAUCUUGUCAUUUUUGAUUUUAUUUAUGUGGUUUCCAAAAACCCCGCACUAUCUUGUAUUGAAUGACCAAAUUGACGACGCAUUGAUAUCUAUUGAAUGGUAUCAGCGAGAUGCAAAUGCAAUCAUUGACCUGAUUUCAAUAAAAAAGUUUGUCGAAGAAAAACGUUGGUUAAAAGCAUCUGACUAUAUUAAAGAUUUGAUGCUACCAUUUAAUCGAAUGGCGUUGAUUAAAGUUAAUACUGUGCAUUUCUUGUUACAAACAAGUGGAUUUUGUACUAUAGGUUAUUACAUGGAAAUAAUAUUAACGCAAGCUCAAGUGACAUUGAUGGAUACUGCAUUAAUAGUACCAACUAUCGCUGGAACAGCACUAAUAGGUGGCAUUAUAUCGAUAUAUACCUGUGAUAAAUUAGGUCGAAAAGUUUUACUAAGUUGUAGUAGUAUUGGUAUGGCAUUUGGUAUGCUUGGUAUUGGUAUCUAUUUUCAUUUAUUAGAUUCAAACUUUGCUAUUGCGUCACACGAUUGGAUACCUAUACUGUUCUUUAUAAUUAUCGAAUUUUCCGUUGAUUUGGGAAUUGAUCCAGUAUUGGGUACUAUUAAUAGCGAAAUAUUUUCACCGAAUAUAAAAAUAAUUGCUUGCUGUUUGACUAAUUUUAUGUCAAGUAUAUUUGCAUUCAUCGCGACACAAUUUUAUCAAACGCUUGUCGACACAAUGUCCAUACAGUAUGUUUUCUAUUUUUAUUGUAUGAAUAUGACAUUAUUAGCUCUAUUUGUAUUGUACUUUUUGCCAGAAACAAAAGGUAAAACGUUGCAAGAAAUUCAAGAUAUGAUGAAAAAAAAGUAAUUCAAAAGUUAGUUUUAUUUAAAAAAUGACGACUUUAUUAUGUUUGUACGAAAAUAUUUUUUGUAUUUUAUUAUUAUGAAGAAAAAAAUAUAUUAUGUAUUAUUUACUAAUUUUUUCUUCAUUUUAUUUUCAUUGUAAAUUUGGAUUUUGAAUUUUGAAUUUAUUGAAAAACUUUGAAUUGUCACUUUACUAAACUAAGGUAUUGACAUGGGUGAGAACAGUGGAAUCUGGAUGAAAUAAAAGAAUGUGUUACUUUAUUCUUUUUAUUUUUCUUUUUUCUUAACACAUAUAAGUUGACACUGUCGUAAGGUAGUUUAGAGUCAAAAGUUGAAGUUUGGAGCUCGAGGACUCGCUUCUUCUUCUCUUAACGCUUACUCUAUUUCUUCUACUUAUAACUUCUUCGAUGGAUUUAUAAAAGUGGGUGGGGUGGGUUACUGAACCGCGCCUUUGGAUUUCUAUUUUCAAUUCCAGCUUUUUUGGCAUCUAUAUACUUAUAUACAUAUAUAUAGACGCAUAUAGAGUACAGUAUGCAUUAUUCCAGUGCUAAAUCGUUUGUGAAUAAUGGCUGUUAGGAAUCUUCGGAGCAUCGAUGGAACUAAGUAUGUAGUAUUCUCAUUAGCUUGGAUCAAACUUAAUCCACUUGAUAAUACUCUCCAAAAGUCAUUAGUAAACUGAACAAAUUCAAUAUUUUCAUGAGUACUUCCUACAAUCAACCUUU
Molecule: messenger RNA, 2169 nt
Organism: Microplitis mediator
Lineage: Eukaryota; Metazoa; Arthropoda; Insecta; Hymenoptera; Braconidae
Product: facilitated trehalose transporter Tret1-like
Exons: 2
Coding region: 72-1451 (459 amino acids)
Biological process (GO): transmembrane transport
Cellular component (GO): membrane
Molecular function (GO): transmembrane transporter activity
Source: RefSeq, a predicted model, not a curated record